AUUCUCGAUGGUCCUGCAGGAGCGCUCUCCGCACAUUGCCUCUCUUUACUUCCUUGACAGGGCCCUUCUGGCCUGGUGCUGAUGUAAGGGCAAGGGCUGAGAAUUUCAUGGUCCUGGGGCUCAGCUCAGGAAAGCCCCUCUUCCUUCCCCACGCAGCCAGUCUGCUGCUCUCCAAUCCGAGUGCCCCAGUCAGUCGCCAAUCAGAGAGCGAGGCUCAGACUGGCCCUGGAGUCACUCUGCACCUCCCUUCCCACCUCCCCUGGGGGCCAAAGGGUUCUGGAGGCAGGGCCUGGGCUUGUCCACCGGGAGUUCUCAGACCCCAGCUCAGGGCCCUUGCCUGUACCAGCAGGGGCUCCAGCUGCAUGAUGAAUGCGGAUGUGGGGCUGCGGGCGGGCCCCACUGGGAGCUGGAGCACCAGAGACUGGAGUGGACUCAGAGUCCUGAAGCUACAGCUGGCCUCAGCCCCUUGAGCAUGGCUGAUCUGGAUGGGGUUCCUGAGGGCCCUACCCCAGGAUGUUGUCUUAGUGAGGAGGUCACCCCGCCUGUUCUUCCUGCCUCUCUUAACAGCCUCUCUUCCUUCCCCACUCCUCGGCCGACCGCCCCCCCCACUCCCAGGGGAGUACGCUGAGGGCGUCAGUGAGCGUGACAUCCUGCUCAUCCACUCCUGCCGCCAGUGGACCACUGUCACUGCCCACACCCUGGAGGAAGGCCACUACGUCAUCGGGCCCAAGAUUGACAUCCCCCUGCAGUACCCAGGCAAGUUCAAGCUCCUGGAGCAGGCCCGGGAUGUGCGGGAGCCAGUCCGGUACUUCAGCAGCGUGGAGGAGGUGGCCAGCGUCUUCCCAGACCGCAUCUUUGUGAUGGAAGCCAUUACCUUCAGCGUCAAGGUGAAGGAGGAGUGCCGCCUGCUCAACGCACCCCCUGUCCCUCCCCGGGGGGGUAGUGGCAGCAGCUGGCUCUCAGGAAGCCCCCCUGUGCCCCCGCGCUUUCCCAAGCUGCAGCCUGUCCAUUCACCCAGCUCCAGCCUCUCCUUCUACUCUUCUGGCCUUCAGGAUGGGGCAGGCUCCCGCAGCGGCAGUGGCUCCCCGUCCCCGGAUGCAUACUCCCUCUACUGCUACCCUUGCACUUGGGGUGAUUGCAAGGUGGGCGAAUCUUCCAGCCGCCCAGUUCCAGGACUCCUGCCCUCGACCACACAGCCCAGCCAGGCCUCUCGGGCCCACGAGCCCCUGAGCAGUGGCACUGCCGCCUCUGUCUUGGGGGCUGAUAUACCUGUCAAGACCUACAAUGGCUGCCCGCCCCUGUUCAAAUCCUCCCACCCCCAGAAACGCUUUGCCCCCUUUGGAGCUCUCAACCCCUUUUCCGGGCCCGCCUACCCGGCAGCCCUGUCCACGGCCUCCUCUUCUGGGCCUACAGCCACCUCCAGCCCUGCGUAUUCUCCAGGUCCAGCCUCACCCCGCAGGGCCUACCAAGGUGCCCCUGGCUCCUCUGCCCCCACUUCCUCCCCCUCCUCUUCUGAGUGGCAGGACCCAGCUGCGGAGCCCUUUGACCCCUUCGAGCUAGGCCAGGGCGGCUCCCCAGAGCCUGAGCUGCUGCGCUACCAGGAACCCAGAGCUGUGGGGGGACCUGGGCCUGGACCUCGUCUUUCACCCCUCAGUCCCCCUAAGACCUUUGAGCCUGAAGGUCUGAUGCUGCGACAAGUCCCGACCCCUCUGUCAACUGCUGUCCUUCAGGGACCUGAGGCAGGCGGGGCACGGCUCUUUCUCCCCCAGGGGCGCCUGGAAGGGCCCCCUGCCAGUCCCCGGGACGGUGGUGCCCCGGGAUGGGGGGGCCGGGACGCCUCCUCCUGGCAGCCCCCAGCGGACCUGUCUGCGCUCUCUCUGGAGGAGGUCUCCCGCAGCCUGCGCUUCAUUGGGCUCUCUGAGGACGUGGUGAGCUUCUUUGUCCGAGAGCGCAUUGACGGUAGCAUCUUUGUGCAGCUCAGUGAGGACAUCCUGACGGAUGAUUUCCACCUCACCAAGCUGCAGGUCAAGAAGAUCAUGCAGUUCAUCAAAGGCUGGCGGCCCAAGAUCUGAACUGCCCGGCUGGCCACUGUACCCAUGGAAUGUUGGCUCGGAGGCCCUGAGGAGCAAACCCCAGAGUGGCCGAUGGCCUGCCUUCAGGGAGAAGCCACGGCAAGACUGAGGCAGCCUGGCAGGGUGGAGAAGGGGAGAUGCACUUGGGAAUGUGAGCCUCGGCAUGGGGGUGUCUAGUUUUCUGAGUGUGCAGGGCAGGAGAGGAGGGGGCCUUCUGAGUGU
Echinops telfairi (small Madagascar hedgehog) is the source of this 2294-nucleotide messenger RNA. RefSeq names its product GRB2 associated regulator of MAPK1 subtype 2 (gene GAREM2). The record is from RefSeq and is a predicted model, not a curated record. The transcript has 4 exons. Lineage: Eukaryota; Metazoa; Chordata; Mammalia; Afrosoricida; Tenrecidae. Bases 486 to 2072 code for a protein of 528 amino acids.